Messenger RNA from Myxozyma melibiosi, 1128 nucleotides. RefSeq names its product NUDIX hydrolase domain-like protein. The transcript has 8 exons. Gene Ontology annotation, biological process: ribose phosphate metabolic process; nucleoside phosphate metabolic process. Gene Ontology annotation, cellular component: nucleus; cytosol. The record is from RefSeq and is a predicted model, not a curated record. The coding region runs from base 366 to 980 and encodes 204 amino acids. Gene Ontology annotation, molecular function: ADP-ribose diphosphatase activity. NCBI's taxonomy places the organism in Eukaryota, Fungi, Ascomycota, Lipomycetes, Lipomycetales, Lipomycetaceae.
ACCGCAAACCACGAGAAAAAAGCAGGAAGAGCUCAUAGGGUUAGGCAGACCUAGUUUGGCAUACACAAACAAAGCCGAGCAUGUCUUUGGUAUUCCGUCUUCUGGGUGGUGUGCUUCAAGCAUAGCAGGUUCGAGGUGGUUGUUUGAGGUGAUUGAUGAUGUUGUAAAGUGUUUGGAGGUGCAGGAAGAGUGCUGGAGGGUGUGUGUGGGUGCAGAGGAGACGAUGUUCGAGGCAGACGAGCUGCUGCUGCAAAUCAAGCCGCACGGAGGCAUCAACCUGCUCGACACCACAGUCUUCCUCCGCAUCUGAUACCAUCAGAUAUAAAGACAAUAGCAAUUGACAAUUGAUCAUCAGGCUAAUCACAAUGGAUUUGACAAAGGCAAAGAUCACUGACGUGAAGGAUUUGAAAUCCGAGGAUGCGAGAUGGGUUAAAAUUCAAAAAGUGUACUACCAAGACCCCAACGGGAAAGCUCGCGACUGGGAAUUCUGCUCCAGACAGACGCGCGUCGAAGGAAGUGAUGUUGAUGGAGUCGGAAUCCUCGCGAUCUUUGAAAAGGAUACUGGUCCCGAAAUCCUUCUGCAGCGCCAAUUCCGUCCCCCCGUGAACGGCGUCGUGAUUGAAUUCCCCGCCGGGCUGCUGGAUAAAGGCGAGACGCCCGAGCAAUGCGCCGAGCGCGAAUUGUUGGAGGAAACAGGCUACAUCGGCACCGCGUUCCAUAGUAGCCCCAUUCUUUUCUGCGAUCCCGGAUUCUGCAACACGAAUCUGAAACUGGUGCAGGUCUCAAUCGACCUCUCCGACGAACGCAACAAGAACCCGAAACAACAGCUCGAAGACGGAGAGUUCAUCGAGAACUUCACUGUCCCGCUCAAGGAAUUCCCCGAACGACUCGAGGCGCUGGCGAAGGAGGGAUAUAUCCUCGACGCGCGCUUGAUGAAUAUCGCAGAGGGCAUCCUCGUUGCCCGCAAGUAUGCCUUGUAAUCUCUCUCGCUCUCUCUCUCUCUGUAUAGUGGUGAGAUCUGAUGUCAAGGUUGCGGAUUUAUUGUAUUGAUAUUCAGGAAAAGAUACAAACACAUGUACUCAUGCAAGACAAGAUAAGAAAAUUCGUAGCAUAAAUUUAUACUAAACU